UGCGUUUUUGUGUUGCCCGUGUGUUUCCGUAGCGAUUACAGCAACGCCACAGAUUUGCAUAUCGCGGUGACCACAUCCGGCGGCGACAUUGUCGAAUUCGAUAGGGAUGGACUGCGGCGGCAUCGGCACGAAGAUAAUCCCCGCGACUGGCGGCAAUCGUUGCUUGUGGGGGAUGUGCCAGAGCCGUGGCAUUACUACUGGGACGAGGUGCUCGAACAGAUUUGUGGCGAUUCAACGCGUUGGUCCAUAGCCCGGUACGAGGAGAGCAGCCACAAUUGCUACACCUUUGUGCUGGCCUUCCUGCAGGCACUGAGCUAUGCCCAGCUCAGCGAUGCGGCCCGCACCAAGACCAGCUUCUGUGAGAAGUACAUUGUGCCCCGAACGACAACGGCUGGCAAAUAUAUCUCUCUCUAUCGCCGACUCCGCCUAACGGGCGUCCACGUGCAGCGCCAUCAGCCCAAGCAACGGCUCUCCAAAUCAGUUGUCGCUACUGGCAAGGAUCUCAAAGUGGCCCACACAAAGGCCAAAACCAAUGGCUCUAUCUGCAGCAAUACGUAUACAGCCCGUUCGCAUCCACGCCAAACCCUCUGCACCAUCGAAGAGUAGUGACAGACUUGAACUAAUCAAAGUCGCAGUCCGCUUUCAAUUCGUUUAAUUAAUUUAGGUAAAAC
Drosophila arizonae is the source of this 671-nucleotide messenger RNA. RefSeq names its product MKRN2 opposite strand protein. The record is from RefSeq and is a predicted model, not a curated record. Lineage: Eukaryota; Metazoa; Arthropoda; Insecta; Diptera; Drosophilidae.